UGAACUCCCCUGGGCGUGUCAGUGUUUGGGUACCAUAUCUCUCUCACCUACAUUCUGUUAUUCAUUUUUUACGUGGUUGGGCUGAUAAUAAGGUAGAGUGAGUAUUCGUAAAGGUGGGAGGAGAAAGAGAGAAGGAGAAGGAGCUUGCACAUCCCAUCUUGUCAGGUUCCUCCUUCUUACUGUGGUUUUUCUCUCUCUCCCCUUGCGCAUCCAUCCAUCCAUCCUUACCUUACCUUACCUUUCUUUACCUUACGGAGCAGUGGACUGGAACUGGAGUAGGUGUGCUCUUUACCUUAACCACCUUGGCUUUUUCUUUUCCUUCUCUCACUUACUCUCUCUUCCCUCUCUCUUCUUUUCCCUCUUCCUACUCUCUCCCUCCCUUCCUCUCCUGUUCUAUCCUCAUCCUCCUCCUCAUCUGCUCACCCCAUCCAUCCAUCGUUCUCGCCACCCAAUCCCCAUAAAAUUUAAUUAUUUCUCCGUCUCCAACAAAAACGGCCAAAUCCCAAACUGGACGCUCUCCAAGGAACCCAGGGAUAAGAACGAAUAUCCAAGACCAAGGACGUCCUGGUGCACCGGCACAUCCAUUAAUGGAUACUUGAAGCGCCAUUAGAGACAUUGGACAUUGCUCUCUUACAUAUACUUUUCUCCUCCGCCUCUGGGACCCAAUGUCACUGAUAAGCAAGGCUUAUCUCAUCCUUGCCGCCAUCGUCACUUGAGAGUCCACCGAUAUCGAUCCAUCAAAACCCCCAUUCAUCCAAUCCAUCCAAUCCCAAGUUUGGAUUACUUCCCAGUCCCGGGCCCCAAAUCCGGCCCUGCAUCCGCACCGCACCCCCCCAAAAAAGUACAACCACCAUUACAUUUCCAUCACCAAAAACGGGCGCAAAUCAUUCCGCCUUGGCCACUCCUGUCCUGCGGCGCACACUACCUUAUCUUUGCCUUUCCCCAAAGAAACUCGAAGCCGCGACCGCACCGCGCCCCCUCGGACUUUCUACAUCCCACCCCAGAUCUUGACGAGGAACCACACAAACUCAACACAUACCUACCUUGGACAAGUACCUCUUCUCGAGUCUCUGGACCUUGGAACGCCUACCUUUUCCAGAGUAUCCCGUUCCUAAUUCCCGUCGUCGCCUUAUCUUGUACCCCCUCGCACGCACGCGACACAACGCGCCUCACUACUCGGACGGAUACCUAUCAGCCUCUUGCUAGGUAGCUCUUGGGAACACAAUCUUCUCGUGUCUUUGUUCCACUGGGCCCCGUUCAUCUCACGCCAAACCUCGCAAUCGCUACCGGCCGUUGUCCGUCUGCUGGCGUACCUGAUCAUCUUUGCCCGCUGCCGCCUCCCAGGUUUCCAACAAGCCCGUCUUAUCUCAACCGGCCUCGGCGCACCGUAGCGUUAUCAGUCCAGUCCCUGUGGUGGCCCGUCUGCUGUUUCGUGUUACAACACAGGCUCACCCAUAGGAAUUCAUCAAGAUCGAAUUACCGCUCGCCAGCCAAUCUCAUUUGGCGGAUCCUGCAUUGGUGCUACGCACACAAUUCUCAAAUCUCACGUCAACUCGACCACAGAUAUUCUUAUUCCUCUGCCGUCGAUCUCGAGUGGCGGCCCAGACCUAGGACCAGCACCAGGAUCAAGCCAACGAGCAACAUUGCAUCACUUGCUUCGCAUCCCAUCCCAUCUGCUGCACGUCGUGGGGCUCCUUUGAACCAGCUUCCUUCCCCGGGAGUGUGCCAGCCUCUCCCGUCUGCUUCCUUGGCCUUUGGCGAAGCCUAUCGUCCUAUCACCGUUGUCAUAUCUCCGGUCAACCCUAGGGAGUAAAUUCACGCCCGCUUCAUUCCCCCAAUCUCCAGACAAGGGCCCCGGGACCUCGACUUGACGAACCGGGUCCGUCCGCUCGUCUGCUUCCCCUGCGUCGGCCCAGCCCUGCCUGUAUAUACAUAGCAUUGUCUCUACUGCCGCGCAUUACCUAUCCAUCAUGUCCAACCCAAGUGCCGUCACCAGGACGGCUCCCAUCGCCAUUGCACCAAAACCUCCCCGCCGCCAAAACUCUUAUCUGCAAGAGGCAUUCACGAACCUCGAACUUUUCCGCGGCGGCAGCAUGCCUGGACGGGAAAUCGCAGAGUCGGUUGGCUCAUAUACCACACGUUCACUCAGCCCAUGUGAAUCCUGCCAACGAUCCAGGGUCAAGUGUAUCGUGAGCGAAGACGAAGAUAGCUGCAUACCUUGCCAGGCUAGCGGAUCCGAUUGUUCCUUGCUCAACAGCCCCCAGCCAAGGAAACGCAAGUUGAACGGUGACUUUGACGACAGUGGUAAAAGAAGUUCACCAGCUAGAGCCGAUAUCAGAAGGCGAAGGCAACAUCAACCCAGCCUCUCCAGCACCACAGGAAGCAGCUCUUUUCUUGAAGACAUGGCGAAUGUCGGAGGCCCGACUCUGCUCAAGCGGACGCUGGGUCUCCAAAAUGAUCGCUACAGCCAGUACAUAGGCCCGACGACCGACUUCGAGCCUUCUCUCAUCAACCUCUCACCAUUCAACCCUCAGGAUGAGAGUCUACUGGCGCGCGGCACUCUGCGCAAGGUCAGUGACGAUGACACGUUCCUACUACUACCAGAUUCCAACACCCCCGGCCACGAGCACAUCCUCGAGGAUAUCGAAGAGAUUGAGGGUCUCGUGCGGCCAUAUGGCCGCAAGCUAGUAGAUUUGUACUUCCGCAUCGUCCACCCCGCCUUCCCGAUUAUUCAGAAGACCGUCUUCCUGGAAAAGUACGAGCGCAGCUACCGCGAAUUUUCGCCUUGUCUACUAGCUGCUGUUUACCUGUUUGCCAUCAACUGGUGGGAGCACGAUGAAGAGCUCGCGCAAGUCCCUCGACCCAACAUUCCCAACCUCGAGCGGAUGAUCCGGACAACCCUUGCCGACGCAAUUUAUCGUCCGAAACUGUCCACCAUCCAGGCUGGUCUCCUUCUCUCCCAGCGACCCGAAGGCGAUCAGUGGGCUCCGACUGCUCAGCUCGUCGCCACCGCCCAGGAACUUGGCCUUCACCUCGACUGUACGCACUGGAAGAUCCCACCUUGGGAGAAGGGAUUGCGGAAACGCCUCGCCUGGGCUUUGUACAUGCAGGACAAAUGGGGUUCGCUCGUUCAUGGGCGACCCUCGCACAUUUUCUCGACCAACUGGGGGGUUCAACCGCUUACGGAUCAUGACUUUCCCGAUGUCGAGUGGGACGAGAAGGACGUGGAGGAGAAGCUGGAUAUCGAGCGCGGUCGUACAUUGUUUGGUCAAAUGGUACAAUUGUCGCAGAUUCUUGCCGAGAUUCUCGAUACCUUCUACUCAUUGCAGGCCAUGCAAAACGUCACCAACGCCGGUGGGCAAGGCACGCAUCUGGUUUUGGGCAUGGCAAAGCCCAUACAACUGAAGCUCAAGGAAUGGUAUGCCAGUUUGCCCGCAGCCAUUCGUAUGGACAGCACGUAUUCGUCAAUCUCUGCCCCGCCGGGUCGUUUGUCAAGCAUCGGAUACCUCCACCUUGCCUACUUCGCCGCCGAAAUCACACUACAUCGCCGUAUCAUUCGUUCGCUCGAAGCCACCGGAUCGGCUGUCGAUUCCUAUGUUCAGCACAUCUGCCGAAGCGCGGCCAAGGCUCGUCUUAUUUCCGCAAUGGACUUUGUCAACCGUUUGAACACCUCGCACCUUCGCUCCUUCUGGUACUUUGCGUCCAAGACCAACUUCGCCCUCAUCGGCACAUUUGGUUCUCUUCUGUGGGCGACAUCCCCAGGACGAGAGGAAGCCGAUUGGUACCGUAGGCGCUUGGGCGAAUACCGCUGGACGUUAUCCGUGAGCUCGAAGCCUGGCGAAGGCAAAGGUCUCACCAUGUUUGCCAUGACGAUGCUCGAUAUUUCGACCGGCCUGCUCAAGAAACUUCCUGAGAAGCCCUCAAUGAGCCGCAGCGGAAGUGUGGUGGAUAUCGGACUUGGAAGCAUUAGCAGCAGCUUUGCUAACAAUGGCUUGCUUUCUCUUGGGCAGAGCGCGCCAGCAACCAUGAGUCUUGGAGGAUUUAGCGGACUGCCCAGCGCCGACGUGAGCAACGCACAGAGCCCCCUCAGUGUGGACAGCAGCGAUGACGAGAUGUACGAGACAUUCGCCCCAACGUCGGGUAUGGCAGGCUUGGCCGAAUGAAGAGCGUUGAGUGCAGCGGCGAUGAAUGGAUCAUCGCUAAAGCUGUGAAGGGGAGAAUAAUGACAACACGAAGAGACGAAGACUCGCUCAAGCGGGAGAUGCCCUCCAAGAGAACGGAGCUUUUCUUUUGAAGGAUUUUGGGAUUGCAUCAUGAUCUGCAGGAUACCACUGGUUGAUGGGCGGCGGGCCUCGCAAAGGCUGUGUCAGAGAGUUGGGAAGAGAGCGAUGCCCGCCGUCCACGACCUCAUAUUGAUGAUAUUUCGGACUUUUUUUGCUUUUUGGUCGGGAUCGAUGAUGCGAGAAGGAAAACCCAACGCGUUUCACUCGGUGUCGGCGCAAAACUCUCGGGAGGGAUAUAUACCAUCCGUUAUCUUUGAGCGGGACGAAAGUCGUAGCAUCGGUUUUUGGAGGUUGAGCGAUCCAUACCUUGCCUUACAUAUUAGCAUAGAUUGCAGAGCUUUUUUGAUGAGAUUAUAUAUACCUUGAUGUCUUGCG
This is a messenger RNA of Colletotrichum scovillei, 4658 nucleotides long. RefSeq names its product fungal specific transcription factor domain-containing protein. The transcript has 2 exons. Gene Ontology annotation, cellular component: nucleus. Gene Ontology annotation, biological process: DNA-templated transcription. The coding region runs from base 1971 to 4163 and encodes 730 amino acids. The record is from RefSeq and is a predicted model, not a curated record. Gene Ontology annotation, molecular function: DNA-binding transcription factor activity, RNA polymerase II-specific; DNA binding; zinc ion binding. NCBI's taxonomy places the organism in Eukaryota, Fungi, Ascomycota, Sordariomycetes, Glomerellales, Glomerellaceae.